ACAAGCUAUAUAACGCCCUACACGGACUCGCAUUCAACCAUCAAGAUGUUUUGGGAAGUCUUUCACGCUCUAGACGAUGACCAGAAAAGAAAGUUUCUAGUGUUUGUGGCGGGGUCUGAUCGCGUACCGAUCGGUGGAUUGCAGAACCUCAGCCUCACCAUCGUUGAACUCCCGAUCCCCAGAGACCGUGCCGUCGACGAUCACGACGACGAGGCGUCUAGCGAAGACAGGUUGUCGAGAUUGUGUCCAGUGGCCCACUGCUGCGAUAACGACGACUAUGACCGCACACUGAAACUUCCUAUGUACACGAGUAAAGAGGUCGUCAAGGAUCGCUUGAUGUUUAUUCUGUCUUUCUACAACUGCCCAUUUCAUAUUGCCUAGCAGUGACGAAUACAGAUGAUGGAGGAUUGGAGGGAGAGACUGUUUGAGCGAAACCCUGAAACCAAUCCCCAACUGGAAACUGGUGGUCCCUGUAUUAACCCAACUGAAAUUAGGGAAUAAUGC
This is a messenger RNA of Strongylocentrotus purpuratus (purple sea urchin), 504 nucleotides long. RefSeq names its product ubiquitin-protein ligase E3A-like. Gene Ontology annotation, biological process: protein polyubiquitination. The coding region runs from base 46 to 381 and encodes 111 amino acids. The transcript has 2 exons. The record is from RefSeq and is a predicted model, not a curated record. Lineage: Eukaryota; Metazoa; Echinodermata; Echinoidea; Camarodonta; Strongylocentrotidae. Gene Ontology annotation, molecular function: ubiquitin protein ligase activity.